Messenger RNA from Lycium ferocissimum, 615 nucleotides. RefSeq lists its product as uncharacterized. NCBI's taxonomy places the organism in Eukaryota, Viridiplantae, Streptophyta, Magnoliopsida, Solanales, Solanaceae. The coding region runs from base 7 to 615 and encodes 202 amino acids. The transcript is spliced from 3 exons. The record is from RefSeq and is a predicted model, not a curated record.
UAUGGCAUGCACAAUAUCAACGAUGAUGAAUCUUUGAGUGAUUAUUUGGGAUCGCCAGAAGAAUAUCGUGAUUUAGUAUCCAUUAAUGUUCUUGAGAUGUAUGUUGAAAAGAUACCUCGAGAAGAAGUCCCUCAAGUCCAGCCUAUUCAUGGUAACACUUAUGGGGACUUUAGUUCUUAUGGAGACAUUUUGAGUGGUCAAGUGCCGCUGGAAAAUCUAAGCCAGCAAUUUAAUCAAGCUUACAAUGAAAAUUGGAACUAUUCUCAAAACUCGCCAGUGGUACCAAAUAUGGAUGUUGGUCAAUCCUCUCAGUUCGGUGGAGUUGAUCAUUCUCCACACCAUGACAAUGCUUAUGAACAAUACCUGCAGGGUCGUGAUGAUGCAUUUGUCUUCACAAGAGAAGAUGAUGAUAGUCGCCUAAAAACCUGGAUUGAACCAAAGGAUCUCAACAGAGAUCGAUGCUACCUUGCAAAGGGAAUGUUGUUCGCAUCCAAAAAGGCGUUGCAACAGGCUAUCAAAAUUUAUUGUUUUAAGGACAUGAGGGAGUUUAAGGUUAAUCAGUCAAACACAAAGAUAUGGAGGCUAGUUUGUAGACGACGGUAUCAAGUUUUGUGA